AUGAUUGGCAUUGCAAUGCUGUUAAUUACACAGAUCAGCAAAUUAGAGAAAUGCCAGGUUGGAUCACAGCUAAAAAGGAAACUUUAUCAAAAUGAACAAACAUUUUCAAUCAAUAAAGAAUCAUUCAGUAAUGAACAGCUUAUGAAAUUGUUACAACUCACUCAGUGCAAGAGAAAGCUCUACAUUUGAUUAUUAAUGGGGAGGCUGGAGCUGUUAAAAGCUAUUUAAUACAUGGACUGCACACCCACCUUGAAGACAAAUGCAAAGAAACUGCAACAACAGGAAAAGCUGCUUAUGCUAUAAAUGGAAUAACCAUUUACAAAGACUGCCUGUCACCAACAUGUUACAAGAAGACUUAUCAGGUCAAGCAUUGGUUACAAUACAGGUGAGACUGAAAGCAGUAGAUUACAUAAUAAUAGAUGAAUAUUAUAUGCUUGGUCAAGCAUCUCUAGGGUGGAUUGAUAGACAAUGUAGACAGGCAACUGGCUUGCAUGAAGUACUGUUUGGUGGAAAGUCUGUUAUUUUAUUUGGAGAUCCUGCUCAAUUACCUCUGGUCCAAGAUAAGCCUUUAUACCAUUCCAAACCAUCAAGUGCAAUUGCAGAACAGGGCUAUGGUGCCUAUCAAAUGUUUGAUAAAGUUGUAAUUCUGAAAUUCAAUCAAAGAGUGCUUAGGUCAGAACUUGAUCAAGUUUUGUUCAAACAAUUGUUGAUGAGGUUACGGAAUGGUGAGACUACAGAAGAUGAUUGGAAACAGUUUUUAGCAAGACAACCAUCACAAGUUGAAAAUGUUAAAUGCUUUGAUGGUGUAACACGACUAUAUUACAGCAACAAUGAGGUAGAAAAAUAUAAUUAACAUCGUUUGUUAGAGCUAAAACAACCCAUAGCAGAAAUAUUUGCUAAACAUUCUAGUGUUGAAGGAAACAACAUCAGUGCCCAAGAGAUGCUUGGUUUGCAGCCAAGACUAUUCGUAGCUAAGGGUGCAAGAGUCAUGCUUUUAAUGAAUCUCUGGUCAACAGUAGGUGUUUGCAAUGGUUGAACAGGAUCAGUUGUAGACAUUAUUUACGAGCCUAGUACACAGCCUCCAUCACUGCCUGUUGCAGUUAUAGUAAAAUUUGACUCAUUCUCAGGUCCAUCUUUAGCAGAUAGCAUGCCUUCAUGUGUUCCUAUUACACCAAUAACAGCCACAGUUCCAUCUGGAAAUGUAGUGCAUGAAAGGCAACAGCUACCUUUAACACUUUCCUGGGCAGCGACAAUUCACAAAAGUCAGGGUAUGACUUUGAAUAAAGCUUGGGUUGAUAUUGGCAGAAAAGAAUCCACAUUAGGAUUUACAUAUGUUGCCACAAGUAGAGUACACAACAUCUCUUCGUUAGCCAUUGAGCCUGUGACAUUUGAGAGACUACAGAAAAUCAAAAAUUCAUAAUUAUUGAAAUAUAGGAUGAAAGAAGAACAAAGGCUUAAACAAUUGCCUGAUAAAACAACUUUAAACUACUCUUACAUUGUUUAAUGUGACUGAAAUGCAUUAAGGUUGAUUGUUGUUUUUUAAUGUGUACUUUGCUUAACCUCCCUAGGCUUGCUAAGGUAUGAUAAAAAGAACAAAAAAAAGUAAGUAAUAAAACAAACAAGUAUUUUAAGGUGACUUAUACUGUAUACUUUAUAGGACUAUACGUCCUUUUGGUGUAUUAUUAUGUUUAAGUAAAUAUAGCAACCAUUUUUAUUUUCCAACAGAACCUAGAGCUGAUUACUCUACAACCAUACAGCAAAUAAGUAGUAUGUAACAAAAUAACAUACUAGUACACUGGAAAACUGAAUUAUCAUUUGAAUUGUAAUGAAAAGCUCUUGUAAUGACCACUUUGGGGAUUUUGAGACCACCAGCUUUGACUUUUGAGGAUAACCAACUGGGAUUUUCCUUGCUUUUAUGUUCUCAUAAGUGUCCAGUUGGAACUUCUAUAUCAUAACACCAUCUCACACCCUAUCAAAGCUAAAACCGGCCUCAUUUUUCUAACACAAGUCAUUUGUUGCCACCAAGAUGGACGUCAAAACCUUUGUAAAUAAUGUGCUUAAGACCAAGGUCUUCUGUUCGUGGUUCUUUUCAACUUGGGGAACUCUUUCUUUUUAUGUCAGAAUCUUUUAUUUUGCAUCAUCAGAUAACAAUCCACCAAUCCAAGAUGUAUCAGAUGUGGCUGCUUCCUCAAAAACACCUCCCAGCAGCCAAUGGCGUAAUAGCUAAGUAACUUGAUCGUUCAGUUAGGACACGUUUUAAGUAACGCGAAAUCAGAGACAAAGGUCAUAAGCGUUUUGUACCUUACGGACUUUACGUUUAACGUCGCUAACCUGUAGUGUAUUACUGUUCGAUCUGCUGACCCGUUUUGCUGACCUGUUAUUGAAAUACGUUCGAUUGGAUAUCGCCACAGAAGUAAGUAAUUUGUUUUGUCACUGAUUGAAUUGAGAAUUGUUAGUUCCCGUGCAAUUUCAUGAAUCGCUCGCAUUAGAUUAGGUUUCUCAACAAUUUUGUAUCUUUCUUAUAGAUCAAAUAAAACAAUAUAAAGAUUAUACGAUUCCGUAUCCAAUCAUUCGUCCGAGAACCAUUUCCCCUUGGAACAAUACCCUUGUGCAAACUCUUACCAAACAAGAACAAAGUAAGUAGUAACGCCAAGGAACAAAAAUAAGUUUAACAUAUAGAAACUGUUUUCAUAUGUAAACAGUUGACAAAUGGAAUGUUCACAAAAUGAAUGACUAAGAUAACUCCCAAAAAGAAGCAUUCUUGCUAUUACAAAUAGCAAAUUACCUGUUCUAAAUUUACUAGACAUAACAAUCAUCCUUUUCUUAUUUCAUUUUCCUGGCACACCUCCCAUUUGCUAUCUGCAUAACUUGUUCCCAUUGAAAAGGAGCCAAGAAAACAACCACUACUUUGAUGGCAUUCUUCAACUACGCGACAAAUCAAUGAGGGCUGUGCGUUUUUCCCCAGAUAAACAUACCUCCGUGAAGGUCAAGUUAGAACCCUCCUCACCUAUCAAAAUAAGUGACUAUCACGUAAAAUGCAACAGAUACUCAGAUAAAGACAAAGUGCACAUCAAUAAAAGAACCAAACUAUCAGAGCCUAAUAAAAGUGAAAUCACAUUUGACUUCACCAAGAUCCCAGAGCGUGAGCAGGAAGACACAGAGUAUACAGACAGCAUCCAAGAAAUUAUUGCCAGCAAGAUUACUAAAAGUAAAGUAAACAUCACUGGGCAAGUCACAGUAGUUGAAAUCCAACCAUCAUCACAGCAAAUGGCAAGACACUGAGGAGGCAAGAAUGCACACUCACCAACAAAACAGGAUCUGAGAUUAGCACUUUGGCAAGAAGACAUUGA
Pocillopora meandrina is the source of this 3350-nucleotide messenger RNA. Lineage: Eukaryota; Metazoa; Cnidaria; Anthozoa; Scleractinia; Pocilloporidae. The record is from the annotation of a GenBank genome assembly.